AAAGUACAGCAGAUCUCAAUACCCUUGACGUAGUUUAAGUUCCACUGUUUUAACCUCGACCAUAAUGACUGGGUCGUGGUGGUUUUAUAGCUUUAUAUGGAACUCCUCAAUUACAAUUAGGGCAUUUAGCAGACGCUUUUAUCCAAAGCGACUUACAUGGUUAAUACACACAUUGACACACCGACGGCAGAGUCAACCAUGCAAGGUGACAGCCAGCUCGUCAGGAGCAGUUAAGGUUAAGUGUCUCGCUCAGGGACACAACGACACUGGAGGAGCUGGGGAUCGAACUAGCAACCCUUUUGGUUUCAAGAGAACUGCUCUACCUCCUGAGCUAAGUCCGACAUUUUCAACACAAACAUUUGCUCUGUCUUAUCUUAUCAGAUGACACAGAUUAUGGGUGUGUUCUGGUGAAGCCCAGCCUUGACCCAAUCAUCGUUUUAGGUGUAGUUAGCUGUAUUCAAAGCCUCCUUCCUCAUUCGAUCUGUUUUCACUAAGGAGCCCAGCAGCUCAAUCUUUAUUCUCAGAACCUUUAGAACCGUGUUAAUGUUCUGUCUCGGUUCUAAACACUUCCUUUGUGUUUUGGCCAACACCUGAAUCUCUUUCUUCAACGGAUCUUACUUUCCAUCCUUUUGUGCUUUUAUAUUUUCAUACGACACGGGCAGCACACAUUUUCACCACAGAGAAGAUAAGGCCUCCAGUCUACUAUGGAUGAGGAGAGAGAGGAGGGGGGUCCUACCUCUAGGACCACUCUGUCUGGGGAAGAUGGCCGCCGGAGCAAAGCUAAGAGCCCAGAGCAGCAGGAUAGAGCAGACUCCCCUGGACCCAGCUGUGUCUCCAUGAAGAGUGACUGGUCUAUGGAUAAUCCUCUUAGCUUUAAAGAUGGACGCCCCUCCAGAGAGGAGAGAAAACCCCACCAGAGGUCAAAGGUUACCAGUGCUCAGUCUGUACAGCAGCAUCAAACAGAGCUGAUCAAGAGGGCUGAGGAGAACGCACAUGUUUUCCUAGACAAGGAGCUGAAGAAGCUCUGGAGGGAACUCUUCUCAGAUUACCCACAAUGCUCAGAGAGUCAGAGGGAGGAGGAGGAGGUGGAUGGUAAGAAGGAGGAGCAGAGGAGGCGCGCCACAGAGGGAGUGGUGGACAUCACAAAGCUCUGCCUGAUGGAGAUGAACCAGGAGGAACUGGCCGACACACUGGGGGACAGAUCUACUGCUGUCGAGUGCCAACACAAAUUUAAGUCUCUUUUGAAGAAGAAAUUCAAGUGUGUGUCUGAGGGAAUCGCUAAAGCAGGACAGCCCACAGGCCUGAAUGACUUCUACACAGAGCUCUUCAUCACAGAGAGAGGCAGUGGAGAGGUCAACAAGGAACACGAGGUCAGACUGAUUGAAACAGCUUCCAGGACACCGGCCAAGGAGGAAACACCCAUAAAAUGUGAAGACAUCUUUAAACCCUUACCUGAUCAAGAUCAUCCAAUCAGAACAAUCAUGACAACUGGAGUGGCCGGCAUUGGUAAAACCGUCUUAACAAACAAGUUCACUCUGGACUGGGCUGAAGACAAAGCCAACCACGACAUACACUUUACAUUUCUCUUAACUUUCAGAGAGCUGAAUUUGCUGAAAGGGAAAAAGUUUAGCUUGGUGGAACUUCUUCAUCACUUCUUUAUUGAGACCAAAGAUGCAGGAAUUUGCAGAUUUGACCGGUUCCAAGUUGUCUUCAUCUUGGAUGGUCUGGAUGAGAGUCGACUUUCUCUGGACUUCCAGAACAACCAGACCUGGACUGAUGUCACAAAGCCGAUCUCGGUGGACGUGCUGCUGACAAACCUCAUCAGGGGCGACCUGCUUCCCUACGCUCGCAUCUGGAUAACCACACGCCCUGCAGCAGCCAAUCUGAUUCCUGCUGAGUGUGUUGACAUGGUGACGGAGGUGAGAGGGUUCACCGACCAACAGAAGGAGGAGUACUUCAGGAAGAGAUUCAGAGAGGAGAAGCUGGCCAGCACAAUCAUCUCCCACGUCAAGAAAUCAAGAAGCCUCCACAUCAUGUGCCACAUCCCAGUCUUCUGUUGGAUCACUGCUACAGUUCUGGAGGACAUCUUCAAAACAUCUAAGAUAGGAGAAGAGGUGCCCAAGACCGUGACUCAGUUGUACAGCCACUUCCUGAGGGUUCAGUCAAUACAGGGGGACAGGAAGUAUCAUGGGAGAGCUGAAACAGAUCCACACUGGAGUUCAGAGAGCAGGAAGAUCAUUGUUUCUCUGGGAAAACUGGCUUUUAACCAGCUGGAUAAAGGCAACCUGAUCUUCUACGAGGCUGACCUGACAGAGUGUGACAUCAAUAUCAAAUCAGCUUCAGAGUACACAGGAGUGUUCACCCAGAUCUUUAAAGAGGAGUGUGGGAUGUACCAGGACAGGGUGUUCUGCUUUGUCCAUCUGAGCAUCCAGGAGUUUCUGGCCGCCCUUUACGUCUUUCUGUCCUUCAUCAACAAGGGGGUCAAUCGGCUCUCAGAAGAAGCACCAACCUCUGGUGAAGAUAAACUCCUCCACCUCUACCAGCUUGCUGUGGACAAGGCCUUAGAGAGUGAGAACGGACACCUGGACUUGUUCCUCCGCUUCCUCCUGGGCCUCUCUCUGGAAACCAAUCAGAUUGUCCUACGAGGUCUGCUGGCACAGAAAAAAAGUAGAUCAAUGAUCACUAAGAUUAAGAAAGGUCUGCUGGGACAGACAGGAACUACCUCACUGACCAAUAAGGAUACUUACAUCACAUUAGUGUCUCACAUCAAGAUGAAGAUAAAUGGAGUUCUCUCUCCAGAGAGAAGCCUCAACCUGUUCCACUGUCUAAAUGAGCUGAACGACCAUUCUCUAUUGAAGGAGAUCCAACAGUACCUGACAUCAGGAAGUCUCUCAAGAAAAUCUCUCUCCCCUGCUCAGUGGUCAGCUCUGGUCUUCAUCCUACUGACAUCAGAAGAGGAGCUGGACGUGUUUGACCUGAAGAAAUACUCUGCUUCAGAGGAGGGUCUUCUGAGGCUGCUGCCAGUGGUCAAAGCCUCCAAAACAUCUCUGUUAAAUGGCUGUGAGCUGUCAGAGAGAUGCUGUGAAGAUCUGGCCUCAGUUCUCAGCUCCAACUCCUCUAGUCUGAGAGAGCUGGACCUGUGUAGCAAUGAUCUGCAGGAUUCAGGAGUGAAGCUACUCUCUGCUGGACUGGGGAGUCCACACUGUACACUGGAAACUCUCAGGUUAAAUGACUGUGAGCUGUCAGAGAGAUGCUGUGAAGCUCUGGCCUCAGUUUUCAGCUCCAACUCCUCUAGUCUGAGAGACCUGGACCUGAGUACCAAUGAUCUGCAGGAUUCAGGAGUGAAGCUGCUCUCUGCUGGACUGGGGAGUCCGCACUGCACACUGGAAACUCUCAGGUUAAAUGGCUGUAAUUUGUCAAAGAGAAGCUGUGAAGAUCUGGCCUCAGUUCUCAGCUCCAACUCCUCUAGUCUGAGAGAGAUGGACCUAAGUACCAAUGAUCUGCAGGAUUCAGGAGUGAAGCUGCUCUCUGCUGGACUGGGGAGUCCACACUGCACACUGGAAACUCUCAGGUUAAAUGGCUGUAAGCUGUCAGAGAGAUGCUGUGAAGCUCUGGCCUCAGUUCUCAGCUCCAACUCCUCUAGUCUGAGAGAGCUGGACCUGAGUACCAAUGAUCUGCAGGAUUCAGGAGUGAAGCUGCUCUCUGCUGGACUAGGGAGUCCACACUGUAAACUGGAAAUUCUCAGGUUGUCUGGCUGCCUAGUCACACAGGAAGGCUGUGCUUCUCUGGCCUCAGCUCUGAGCUCCAACCCCUCCCAUCUGAGAGAGCUGGAGCUGAGCUACAAUCACCCAGGAGACUCAGGAGGUGCGCUGCUCUCUGCUGGACUGGAGGAUCCACGCUGGAGACUGGAUACUCUCAGUGUGGAGCACGGUGGAGUGUGGAGGCUGAAACCAGUUCCACAGAGGUAUGCCUGUGAACUCACACUGGACCCAAACACGGCCAACAGAUACCUCUCUCUGUCUAAGGACAACAGAAAGGUGACGUGGGUAAGAGUGGACCAGUCGUAUCCGGAUCACCCAGAGAGAUUUGACUCCUGGCUCCAGGUGUUGGUUAGAGAGGCUCUGACUGGCCGCUGUUACUGGGAGGUAGAGAGGGAAGGAGUUGUUGAUAUAGGAGUGACAUACAGAGGAAUCACAAGGAGAGGACGGGGUGGUGACAGCUGGCUUGGACGGAACAACAAGUCCUGGAGUCUUUAUUGUGAGGAUGAAAGUUACUCUGCCUGGUACAACGGUAGUGUAACAGACCUCCCUCCCCCCCCCGCUGGCUCCACCAGAGUAGGAGUGUAUCUUGACCGGCCUGCUGGCUCUCUUUCCUUCUACAGAGUGUCCCCAGGUGGAGGAGGGUCCUCAGACACACUGACACACCUCCACACCUUCUGGUCCUCCUUCACCCAGGAGGACCUCCUCCCUGGGUUAAGGGUAUGGGGGGGUCAGCGGGGUGCCUCAGCGUCUCUGUGUCCGUUGUAAAAAAAAAAAACACACACACACACACACACACACACACACACACACACACACACACACACACACACACACACACACACACACACACACAUACACACACACACACUAACACACAUACACACACACACACACACACACACACAGGGCUCUGAAGUCUCAUGCAUUCAGCGUGAGACACACGCACUUCAACCCCUGCACACGCUCACACGCCACACUUCGUAUUUCUCACGCAGAGAAAUUACCAGGAUAGCGCCCACCAAUUUCUGCCGCUAUUUAACAGUGGAACAGGUAGGAAUCAAAUGGGUUUCCCGUACGUAGGGUAACCAAACGUCCUCUUGUGCCCGGACAUGCCUUCUUUUUGAGACACAAAAAUGUGUCUGAGCGGAAUUUCUAAAUCGUCCGGGAUUUUAUUAAAGCCUCAUACAUGUUCACAUUGAAUAUUUACGUUUCUCUGGAUCGUUCACAAACUAGUUAGGCUCUGCCCUCCCCUAUUCAGUUCUGUUCACUUUGCAUUGGUGGAAGUGAGAAGGGGGAGUGGUUAGGUAGAGCCUUCAGAUUGGACGGUUUGACUUUAGAGUUACCGUCAUGUUUUGUAUAUUUUUAUUUACCAUUAUUGUUUUAUAGGGACAACAUUAACACAUUUCUCCUACAGGGGAUUGUUGAAGUUCUAUCUAUUGAGCAGAAAGAAACAUUUGGUCAUACUUUGCACACUUUACCACAGCAUUGGUGUACUGAAUGCCACAGAUAUAUUUUAAGCAUUGGACUGAAUGCCACAUAAAUAUAUAAUUAUGUUUUUACAACGUUUAAAACGUAAUCUCACUCUGAACUCAGUUCAAAACUUUAGAGCCCUGGACAAACAUACAAACACACAUACUCUCUCUCUUCUUUCUCUUUCCCGCUGUCUGUCUCUCUUCGUUUCUCUCUAUCUAUCUCUUGUUUUCUAUCUCCGGCUCCCUCUUGUUCUCUCUCUCUUUUCUUUCACUCUCUCUCUCUCUGUCUCUCUGUCUCCAUCUCUCUUUUCAUCCUCGUUCUCACUGUGUGUCUCUGUGUCUCCCUCUCUCUCUUUUUCUUUCCCUCUCCCUCUCUCUUCUGGAAAGUAUGGGAUGAUAAACCAUGAAAAGAUUUUUAAGAUCUUCCAUAUUUAGAUAAGCACAUUCAUUAUUUGAAAUAUAUAUAAAAUACCUAUUGAUGCUAAAUGUUUGUAUAUUUUUAGACGUCACCAGGUCUGGUGUUAAGGGCUCUGAUAUCAUAAUUUUGGUUAUAAUCCCAACAAGGAACCUGAUUUAAAGCAGAUGUUAUAACUAUUUGUAAUAACCAAGAGGUUUAUGGGAUAAUGUUGCAUGUUGUAAAAUACUUUAAGCUGAGUCUUGAUUUUUUGUGUUCUGUUUGGAACCAAACGGCCGCAGAAUAUGUUCAGCAGUGAUGGGAAUAACGGCGUUAUAAAUAACAGCGUUACUAACAGCGUUACUUUUUCAGUAACGAGCAAUCUAAUGGAUUACUCUUCCCAUCAUUAUAGCGGUGUUACCGUUACAUCCAAAAAAUGUGGCGCGUUACUAUAAUUGAAGCAGUUUUUUCAUCAGACCCACUAGAUCUCGCUCUAUCUCUUUACUGGUCUUCCUUGGUUAGAGGGUGGGUACGAGACAAUCGCAUUAAUGAUAACGAUUGUCUGAGGUAGAGUAACAUGUCACGGUAAGCCAAUCAGAGGUAGAGUUUGGCGGGUGUUGUUUAAACAUAUUCGAAAGCACGCUCAGUCAGACAGACAACGACACAAGUGAGUCAACGUGAAACAGGAAUGGCGAGCCCAAAUAAUCCUAAAACAGCCUUCUUUAAAUGGAAGUAUAGUAUAGACAUUACUUUUCCCUCCAAGAAAUUAAAGGAACGAGUGUAAUCGUGAAAUGCACAUUAUGCCACGUCGGUGUCAAGUAAUUCAAACAUUGUUCAAAGUUGCAUGCUUCCGUGCAUUCCAUGCUUCCGUGCAUUAAACAUGAAAUUGUAUUUUGAGUUCCAUUAACAAGGGGUGGGGGUGGACGUGGGGUCCAAAUUAUUUGACACAUUUGAUCAUUUAAAAAAAUGUAAUUGAAAGUAACGCAAUAGUUACCUACCACAGUAACUAGUUACUUUCAUAAUUUGUAACGGAGUAACUACUUUAGUUACUUUUUGGGAGAAGUAACUAGUCACUGUAACUUUUUUUUUUUUUUUAAUAACUUGCCCAACACUGAUGUUCAGUUAUUAAAGAUAUGUGCACACCUGUUGAUGAUUUGUAAUGUCUGCUGCUUUUAUUGUUUUAGUCCUUGUGUUUAUUGUGACUAUUUUUCUGUUGUUUUUGUUAAUGAGGCAUAAUUGUAAUAAACAGCUCAAUGGAUCCAACUGAAUGUUCUUGUGUGUUCAGCCGAUGAUCAUUCUCGUUUUAUUAGUAAAUAAUGCCACAUUUUGCUUGAUAAUAUGAUAGAGUUUCAAAAGAAAUAAUGGGAAAAAAACAAAAACCAAAAACCAACAUGGA
Messenger RNA from Gadus chalcogrammus (walleye pollock), 7023 nucleotides. Its product is annotated as NACHT, LRR and PYD domains-containing protein 12-like. Gene Ontology annotation, molecular function: protein binding. NCBI's taxonomy places the organism in Eukaryota, Metazoa, Chordata, Actinopteri, Gadiformes, Gadidae. Bases 705 to 4526 code for a protein of 1273 amino acids. The transcript is spliced from 13 exons. The record is from RefSeq and is a predicted model, not a curated record.